This is a messenger RNA of Angiostrongylus costaricensis, 4263 nucleotides long. NCBI's taxonomy places the organism in Eukaryota, Metazoa, Nematoda, Chromadorea, Rhabditida, Metastrongylidae. The record is from the annotation of a GenBank genome assembly.
AUGACACUGGAAUCAGUGCGAAAGUUAUUUUGUCUGGAACCUUCAGGAAACGCAAGUUUAUUUAUUUGCUUCGCUCAAAACACUUACUUUACUAUUUUUCUACUAAUAUUCUGUCCGCUUUCGUUUUAUGAUCUCUAUCGUAGUGAAAAUGCUCGAAUGAUUUGUUUUGCUCUCGUUAUCGAUCUCACUUUAUCACUUAUCUAUAACAUCUACAAUUAUUCUAUAUUGGAUAGAAAGUCGUCGUUGCAAUAUGUGGUCGGAGAUUGCGCUCAAUACAUAGGUUUAUGUGUCGCUCUAACAGUUCUCGUCGCCUGUAGGAAUCGCGGUAUUGUUACAUCUGGUGUGUUGUUCAUUUACUGGUUGCUAAUGGUUUUAUGUGGUCUUCCGGAGCUUCGAUAUUUAUUCGAACAGUAUUUGAAUGACGGCAUACAAAAUAAAAUUCAUUUUUUUCUUUACGCCACUUACUACCCUCUCGUAUGUUUAGAGCUGUUUCUUUCUUGUUUUGCUGACAGACCUUCUGGAGCUUAUAGCGGUAAACAAGUCUGCCCUGAACUGUCGACGUCGUUUCUUAAUCAGAUAACGUUUACAUGGUUUACUGGAUUGGCCAUCCAGGGUUACAAGAGACCUCUGGAGCGUGAAGAUCUCUGGGAUUUAAACGAUAGAGACAAAACGUGCAAUCUGAUACCUCGAUUCUACCGUUUCUUUAGACCUCAACUUAAUCGUAAGUUCUCAUGUAAAAUUUCUUCAAAUCGUUAUCCAUCAGUUUUAGUGCCUCUGUUUAAAACAUACAGAUUCACCUUCAUAUCCAGUGCCCUUCUCAAAUUCACCUUCGAUAUCCUACAGUUCGUACCACCAGCACUGCUUAAGUACCUCAUAAGUUUUAUUCAGCAUCAUGACCAACCGUUAUGGGUUGGAAUCGCUAUAGCCAGCUGCAUGUUUGUUGUUGCUGUCGUCCAAUCAAUGAUACUUCAUCAGUAUUUCCAUAUGAUGUUUCGUUUGGGUAUGAAUAUACGUUCUGUACUCACUAGCGCCGUCUACUCGAAGGCGAUGAGCUUAUCCAAUAACGCGAAAAAGAAUAAAACAACGGGAGAGAUUGUUAAUCUGAUGGCUGUUGAUAUUCAGAGGUUACAGGAUAUGACAACAUUUGUAAUGUUAUUCUGGUCAGCUCCUCUUCAGGUGAUUCUGUCUAUAUUUUUCCUAUGGAGAAUACUUGGUGUGGCAGUGAUUGCUGGUUUAAUGGUCUUAUUUGCUAUGGUACCUUUUAACUCCUACAUUUCUGUGAAAAUGCGAAACUGUCAGGUAAAACAAAUGAAACAUAAAGACGAGCGUUUGAAAAUGAUGUCAGAGAUCUUAAACGGGAUGAAAGUUCUCAAAUUAUAUGCAUGGGAAAAAAGCAUGGAGAAUACGGUUUUGAACAUUCGAGUCAAGGAACUGAACAUCUUGAAGCAUUUAGCGUUUUUAAACGCUGCCACCACUCUAUCAUGGGCUUGUGCUCCAUUCUUGGUUGCCGUACUUUCAUUCGCCGUCUUCGUAACCAUUGAUCCAACCAACAAUGUGCUUACACCUCAAGUUACUUUUGUUGCAUUGGCUCUUUUCAAUAUUCUACGUUUCCCUUUAGCCAUAUUUGCAAUGAUAUUCAGUCAGGCUGUUCAAUGUCACGUCAGCAACAAGAGGCUUCGUGCAUUUUUUGCAGAAGAGGAAAUGGAUUACAGUGCAAUUGAGACUAGAAAUGAUGCGCUAAAGAUCGAAGACGCUACUUUUACAUGGGAAGGUGAUGAAGGUGAGGCGACACUGAAACACAUCACUAUGUCCGUUACACGCGGUCAACUUGUUGCAAUAGUUGGAAAAGUUGGCUCUGGCAAAAGCAGCCUUUUGCAAGCGGUGUUAGGUGAAAUGAACAAAAUUAGUGGUCGCGUGAACAUCUGUGGAUCGGUAGCGUAUGUUCCACAACAAGCGUGGAUACAGAACCUCACACUUCGAAAUAAUAUUCUACUUAAUCGGCCGUACGAUCAACCGUUUUACGAUAAGGUUAUAGAUUCAUGUGCUCUUCGUCAGGACCUGAUGAGCCUUCCUGCUGAAGACUUGACUGAAAUCGGUGAAAAGGGAAUUAAUCUCUCUGGAGGGCAAAAGCAACGCGUUUCACUUGCAAGGGCCGUGUACUCAUGCGCAAAUAUUAUACUACUUGAUGAUCCUUUGAUUUUACACUGUCACCGUCCUCAUUGUGCAUUUUAUCAUUAUUAUCUUCUUCUUGUUCCUCAUCAUCGUCGUCUUCAUUGCUAUCUUCAUCAUCCUUCCGCAACUGGUAUUUUGUCACAUACAACUCGGAUCCUAGUCACUCACGGUUUACAUUAUCUGAAGUAUUGUGAUAAGGUUAUCGUCAUGAAAGAUGGCGAAAUCAAUGAAAUGGGAACGUAUCACGAACUGAUGGCCAAGCAUGGUGCUUUCAGCGAGUUUCUUGAAGAAUUCCUGCUUGAGGAAUCUAAAAAGCGUGGACGAAGUAUAAGCUUCGGUGAAGAUGGUGUUAAAUGGUCCGUGUACCUAACAUACAUUCGAGCGAUUGGCCGUGACAUUGCUGUCCUAUUCAUUGUAGUCUACAUUCUCAGUGGUGUCCUUGGGGUUGCCAGUAAUGUUUGGCUAGCGAGAUGGUCCGAUGAUGCUGAAGCAAUCCAGCAAACCAACAACGGUAGCAGUUAUGGGACAAAUGUGAGGCUUGCGGUAUAUACAUCGUUGGGACUGGGACAAGCUGUGUUUGUAUGCGUUGGAUCGACUAUUAUGGCGCUUGGAAUGGUUGGAGCAUCACGAUUACUUCAUGAAGGCAUCCUGAGAAAUAUACUCCAUUCUCCUAUGCUUUUCUUUGACGUUACCCCUAUCGGACGUAUACUGAACCGAUUCGGAAAGGAUGUGGAGGCGAUAGAUACGACACUGCCAGGAUCAAUUCGUUCGAUGAUCAUGACGAUGUUAAACGUGGUUGCGACGAUUGUGGUUAUCGUGAUCGCAACACCAGUGGUCGCACUUCCAUUUGUAUUUCUAGCUGCUCUCUACAUCGUUGUCCUGAGAUUCUACGUGAGCACAUCAAGACAACUGAAACGUCUGGAAUCCGCAUCUCGAUCUCCUAUAUAUUCUCAUUUUCAGGAAUCAAUCCAAGGUACCUCUACAAUUCGUGCCUAUAAGCUAGUCGAUGAAUUUAUUAAAGAGUCUGAAAGAAGGGUGGACGAAAAUCUCGCCACUUACUAUCCGAGCAUUGUUGCUAAUCGGUGGCUUGCUGUUCGUUUGGAACUGGUUGGAAACUUGAUCGUAAUGUCUUCGGCCCUUUUUGCUGUGCUUUUUCGUGAUUCUCCUGGUUUAUCAGCUGGUCUGGUCGGAUUAUCUGUGUCUUAUGCACUGAACAUAACACAAACGCUGAAUUGGGCAGUGCGAAUGACAAGUGAACUGGAGACGAACAUCGUAGCUGUUGAACGUAUCAAAGAGUACACAGAUACUCCUAUUGAAGGAGCUCUUUCAAAGGAGCAGCCACCUGAUUAUUGGCCUAAAAUGGGAAAAAUUCAUUUUAAAAACGUGUCUCUUAGGUAUCGCCCUGGUCUUGAACCAGCUCUGAAAGAUGUUUCAGCGGCCAUAGAAGGAAAAGAGAAAGUCGGAAUUGUUGGGAGAACCGGAGCAGGAAAAAGUUCAUUAACGCUCGCCUUGUUUCGAACGGUUGAAAUUGACAGUGGAUGUAUAGAAAUUGAUGGUCAGAAUAUAUCCAGGAUUUCUCUUGAGGAGCUGAGAUCCCGUCUCACCAUCGUGCCUCAAGAUCCAGUUCUGUUUUCUGGAACUCUGCGUUUUAACCUCGAUCCAUUCGACACCUACUCUGAUGCGGAAAUAUGGAACGCGUUACGAAAUGCGCACCUCGAAGAUUUCGUUUCUGCGCUCGCUGACAAACUCCUACAUCCCAUUUCUGAAGGGGGCCAAAACUUGAGUGUCGGACAACGUCAACUGUUGUGCCUAGCUCGAGCAUUGUUACGUCAUCCGAAAAUUUUGAUUCUGGAUGAAGCAGCAGCUGCUGUUGAUGCUGAAACUGAUUCCUUGAUCCAACGAACAAUUCGUGAACAGUUCGCUGAUUGUACUGUGCUUACUAUUGCUCAUCGAUUGAAUACGGUGAUGGACUGUGAUCGAUUACUGGUACUAUCGGAAGGUCGUGUUGUCGAAUUCGAUUCGCCUCAGGUUCUUAUGAAUAGACCUAACGGCAUUUUUCGUGCUAUGGCCAAAGAUGCUGGUGUUAUCUGA